CUUCUUCCUUGCUUCUUGCAGUGUCCACUGACCACACACACACACACACACACAAACCACUAUCGCCACUGCCAGACAAGCCGCAUCUUCGUCACGCAUCCACGCACACACAGCCAGCCAAGCAAAGCAAGCAAGCACGCGACCACAGAGAUGGCCGACACCGCGUCCACGCCGGGCUCCCCCCAGUUCCGCCGCCGCGUCAAGGAGCGCGAGCAGCUCGAUGAGCUCAACAACGAGCUCGCUGCGUACCUCGUGCGUGUGCGCGAGCUGCAGAAGGAGAAUGGCGAGCUGACCUCGCAGCUCGAGGCGAUUCGCUUCUCUCGCAAGCGCUUUGAGUCGACGGCCACCAUCAAGCUGGAGGGCCAGGUCAACGACCUCCUGGAGGAAAUCCGCCGCAAAACCACCGAGAUUGGCACCCUGAACCACCAGGUGCAGGAUCUCCGCAAGCAGCUGAACAAGACGGAGGGCGAUGCUCUGGAGGCAACCCGCGAGAAGGACGACCUCGCAAAGCAGCUCAACGAAGCGCUGUCGAAGGUGCAGGAGCUUGAAGGCCAGGUCUCUGGUCUGCAGCGGGAUGUGUCGCAGCGGGACACGACCGUGACCAACCUCCAGCGCCGCGUGGCCUCCCUCGAGGCAGACCUCGGCCGCCAAGUCGACGACACGAAGCGGGAGCGGCUUGCGCGGCUGGAGGCGGAGUCGCGUGCCCAGGGCCUUGAGGACAAGCUGUCGAGCCAGGACGACAUGUACCAGCAGCAGGUGACGGCGCUUGAGGAGCAGAUUAAGAUUGGCGGCACGUCUGGCGGGCUGAGCGAGGAGGACCUCGAGGCAGCCCUCACCGAGGCAAAGGAGCACUACAAGCAGGCCGUCAACAACUUCCGCACACAGAUGCGCUCAUACUUUGCACAGCAGCCGAUUAUUGAGCCCGACACGCGCGGGCUCGAGGAGCGAGCGCGUCUGCAGACGGAGGUGAUUGAGUGGCGCUCAAAGUACGAGGACGUCAAGGCCCAGGGCGCAACCGCACAGACCGAGAUUGAGGGUCUGAAGAGCAAGCUCGCUGGCCUGGAGGACGUGUUUGCCCAGAUUAAGAAGUCCCACACCGACGAAAUCCGCCACAAGGAGGACUUUAUCUUCAAGCUGACAAAGACGAUGCAGGACAAGGACGACCUCUACCGCGACCUCCUCGACGAGCGCAUUGCGCUUGACGCCGAGAUUGACCGCUAUCGCCGGCAGCUUGAGAGUGCGCUGCGCAUGUUUGAGGCGCGCAGCCCCGGCACGGGCGCCCCGCAGAUGGUCGCCUCUGUGCGCAAGACCACACGCGAGCUCGUUGCCCUGUCUGGCCGCCGCGCCGUCUCCACCAAGCGCCGCACCGCUGCACAGGCCGAUGGCGGUGAUGGCGGUGCUGAUGGUGAGCUGGGCGACGGCAGCCCAAAGGCCAAGAUGAGCCGCCUGGCAGAGGAGGCACACAGCUUCACCGUCGAGACCAACACGCAGGGUGCGCUGUCCGUUGAGGAUGUGGACUACCGCGAGGGCCAGUACAUUCUCCUGAAGAACACCACCGCCAGCCCCCUCGACCUCGCAGACUGGGCCGUCACCGUCACAAACCGCGACACACAGCUCGGCACCUUUGAGUUCCCGGCUGUGACGCUUGCUCCCGGCCGCUCGACCCGCGUGAUCCGCGGUGCGGGCGACGGCGCGGAGAAGCUUGAGGGCGACGUGGUGUGGACUGAGUUCCCGGACCUCGCUGCCCAGCCCGAGCUCGCCGUGUACGCCUUUGACCCAGACGACAACGAGUCCAGCACCUGGGCCAUCAUGCGCGACUGAGUUGCGCGCACACACGCGCGCACACACGCGCACACAUGUAUUUGUGCUUGUCCCAUGUGCAUGUGUAUGUGGCAUGAUGGGCGAGUUGGGUCUGAGGCCUGCUCGCUGGUGGGUUUGUUGCUUGUUUCGUCCGUUCAUGCAUUCAUUCAUUCACUGCGUGUUUCAUACAGUUGGUUGUUGCCAUUUGAUUGACUUUGUUGAUCCCGUGUUGAUGUUGCACUUGCAUGGUUGUGAUUCGUGCUCUUGGCCGUGUGUGGCUGUGUUCUGGCGGGAUGCGUUUAAUAGUGGUGGGUGGCAGUCGUUUGUUUUUGUGUUUGUUUGUUUGUGCUCCGCACGUGCGCGGCACCAGAAAGUACACACAAAAUGAUGGAAGA
This is a messenger RNA of Salpingoeca rosetta, 2195 nucleotides long. RefSeq lists its product as uncharacterized. The coding region runs from base 151 to 1821 and encodes 556 amino acids. The transcript is spliced from 12 exons. Lineage: Eukaryota; Choanoflagellata; Craspedida; Salpingoecidae. The record is from RefSeq and is a predicted model, not a curated record.